GACCUUACUAUAAUAAAUGAACAUGGUCAUGUAUACUAUCGACAUUAUACUGAAAAUGAUUAUACUGGUCAAGAACAUAAAUUCAUUGUUAAAAUUUUAGAAGUUAUUGAUAAUGAAUUUUAUAUCUAUGCUAGAGAUAUCAAUUUUAUUAAUACUC
Scutellospora calospora is the source of this 157-nucleotide messenger RNA. Lineage: Eukaryota; Fungi; Glomeromycota; Glomeromycetes; Diversisporales; Gigasporaceae. The record is from the annotation of a GenBank genome assembly.